Messenger RNA from Malaclemys terrapin pileata, 3008 nucleotides. RefSeq names its product ring finger protein 121 (gene RNF121). Gene Ontology annotation, molecular function: ubiquitin protein ligase activity; metal ion binding. The transcript is spliced from 9 exons. Gene Ontology annotation, cellular component: endoplasmic reticulum membrane; Golgi membrane. The record is from RefSeq and is a predicted model, not a curated record. The coding region runs from base 21 to 998 and encodes 325 amino acids. NCBI's taxonomy places the organism in Eukaryota, Metazoa, Chordata, Testudines, Emydidae.
UCGGGGGUAGGCAGGGUAAGAUGGCGGCGGUGCUGGAGGUGGAGAUUGGCGGCCCCGUCGAGCGGGACGUGGAGGAGGUUGAUCUAUCACGACUGUCCCCCGAAGAGAGAUGGAGGGUCGAGCAUGCUCGGAUGCACGCCAAGCACCGUGGCCAUGAGGCCAUGCAUGCCGAAAUGGUCCUCAUCCUCAUUGCCACGCUAGUGGUUGCACAGCUCCUCUUGGUACAGUGGAAACAGAGACAUCCUCGCUCCUACAAUAUGGUGACCCUCUUCCAGAUGUGGGUUGUUCCCCUUUAUUUCACGGCGAAGCUGCACUGGUGGCGAUUCAUGGUGAUCUGGGUCCUCUUCUCUGCUGUCACAGCCUUUGUCACUUUCAGAGCAACUCGUAAACCUCUUGUGCAGACGACUCCGAGACUGGUCUAUAAAUGGUUUCUGCUGAUAUACAAGAUCAGCUACGCCACUGGAAUUGUUGGGUACAUGGCUGUAAUGUUCACUCUUUUUGGUCUUAACUUAUUAUUCAGAAUCAAACCCGAAGAUGCAAUGGAUUUUGGUGUUUCCCUCCUGUUCUACGGCCUUUAUUACGGAGUACUUGAGAGGGACUUUGCUGAAAUGUGUGCGGAUUACAUGGCAUCAACCAUAGGGUUUUACAGCGCAUCAGGAAUGCCAACGAAGCACCUUUCUGACAGCGUCUGCGCCGUGUGUGGCCAACAGAUCUUUGUAGAUGUCAACGAAGAAGGGAUCAUAGAGAACACAUACAGGCUUUCCUGCAAUCAUGUAUUCCAUGAGUUCUGCAUCCGAGGCUGGUGCAUCGUUGGGAAGAAACAGACGUGUCCAUACUGCAAAGAGAAGGUGGAUCUCAAGAGAAUGUUCAGUAACCCCUGGGAAAGGCCCCACGUCAUGUACGGGCAGCUGCUCGACUGGCUACGCUACCUGGUGGCCUGGCAACCCGUUAUCAUUGGACUGGUACAAGGUAUCAACUACAUCCUGGGGCUGGAAUAAAUGCUGAGCGGCCAGCAAGCCGGGGACAUCACAGCAGGACUUCGACAGCAGUGGCGGAGGGCAGCAGCUGGCCAGGAAGACUUGCUUGUAUCAUUCACCUCUCAGGAUCUUACACACCUACAACACGUCUCCGGGGACUAAGGGAAAGACUUGGCGCUGGCCAGCUCCCAGCAAAGCGGGUUUAUGCUGGGGCGGGGGAAGGGUAUUCUUUUUUAAAACAAUUAUUUUAAUGAGCGUAUUUAAAACUUUAUAUUGCAGAUUAAAAAGGAAAUUAAUGUUUGUCCCACUUCCCUCCUCCAACCACCUCUCCACUUAGUUGUCUUAUUCCCCUAGAACAAAGAAAGCCAAGCUGGUUUUGGAAGCUAGCAGAGACCACUCGCAGAAACCCACGGCAGCUUGCUAGGUACCGUCCCACCUGCUCUGGCUAAAUCAGAUCCCUCGCCACUUGCUCAGGUCUGUUCUUCACAGCAGUUGCCAGCAACUCUGCUGUAAGCUGGUGGCAGAGGCCUCCUGUGGCCCUUGAUCGCUGUAAAAGCCAGCUGGAUUCCCCCGUAGUCAGGGCAGGAUUCUGAAAGAGUAAAUGCAGUUAAUCAGAGAAAAGGCACCUGCUGUGAGCAAAGCUCAGAACUGUGUAGCUGGAGGCAUGAGACCUAGGACUGUCAAAUGCAUCUACAUGCAGAAGGACCUAGGAAUCCCCCUGUGGUUGGCGCUGCCCAGGAGAACAGAUGCAGAGCGCUGAGCCCGUGAUUGAGGGGCUCACUACAAAGGUGGAAGGCAGUCAGGUAGCCGACUACGGCGAAGGGAGGGUAACAUCCCAGCCUGCAUCGUGUGGUCAGUGCACAGGGGAGAGACUACACCUGGGACAUGCAGCUGCCUCCAGUGCACAACGCUAAGGGAUGAACUAGGGCGUAUUCACCUCCCAACCUGGCAAGCCAGGUACUAAACCAAGGAAAUGAACCUGCAAGUCUGACCUCUGUCAUGGACACAGUCUAGUGUGGCAAGCCAUCUCUUUCCGCACUCUGCCCUUUUUUUGGAACAUUCAGGCUACUUUAACAUUUUUCGAUGGCAGUGUAUUUUCUACCCGCUGCGCAGACCUAGCCCGGUUUGGGUUAGUUCCCUCCCCCUUCCCCCCCCCCCCCCCCCCCCGCCUCAAACUGACAUCCCAAAAGGGGAUGGUAGGACAGACUGCUGGGGCUUGUUUGUUUUUCCCAACUGCUCAGAACAGACAAACCUACUUAAGGGAUAAGUGUCAAAUUUCCCCUUUUUUUUUGAGCUUUCUCUGAAUGAGGCUGGAGGGAAAAACCUGUUUGGUGUGUUGAAAUCCAAACUUCUUACCAAAGGGCGUUUAAAGAGAUGUUCUCUUCUUCUUUAAGAGGACAGCAGAACCUUGUUUCGGGCUGCCUGGGGCGCCCACUGGGGGCGACUGCCUUUUACUAUUUGUCAAGUUUAAUAAAAGGCUUUAUCGAUAUAUUCUGUUCAUGUAGGGCCGGAUGAUGAUGACUCUUCACUAGCUAACUCAGCAGUCCCAUUGAAUUCAAGGGAACCCUCUGUGGUGUAAUGCACUACUCAUCUUGAGUCGGGGGGUCAGAAUCGGGCCCUAAUUGACAAGUGUCAUUUUACCAGCGUGUUGCGACAUGUGAGUUACAGAUUGUAAAAGCAGCAGUGUCUUAGAAACUGGAGACCUUGCUGCAACAAUUGACUCAGUGGCAGAUGGGGAUGAGGUGGCAUGGCACACAGUGAGUGAGCUUCGACUGGAGCUUGCCUUACGCCGGCAUACAAAUGAGCUCGUGAUUUAAAGAGACGUCUUCAGGAAUCAGUUCAAGCAUCUUCCUGCCACACUGACUUUCUGUGAAAGCCUGGGCAUCCUCGGUGCGCAGCCCAGGAGUCAUGGUGUUUGGUGGGUUUUCAUGUUAACCUCCCCAGCACAUGAAUGGGCUUGCAAGGUCUACCAACAAAUCUGAUGUCUGCUGGAAACACAGCUAAAUAUACCCUUUUUUGUGGUGGUUACGA